UAACAUGGAGCCCAAAUUAGGCGCGAUGGAGAUCUCAACGUUCGCGUGCACCAUUCACAGUACCAAUUGUAUCAGUGUUCCUUCUCCUGCGUAUUGGGCGAGUGUGAGCACGGUAAGAUGCAGACCAUUGCGAGGCGCUUAGGGCACCAAUCGUCGACAUCGUUCAGGGCUAUCUAUCCAAUUUCCAAUCACUAUUAUGUAGCGGAUCAUCAGCGUCAUGUUUCUACCAUCGCCCCCAAGGGCGUGGGUCACCUCGUUCGCAAGGGCACUGGUGGACGAUCGUCUGUCAGUGGCAUCAUUGCUACAGUAUUUGGGGCAACGGGAUUCUUAGGUCGUUAUGUUGUCCAACAACUUGCUAAAAUGGGAUCUCAAGUCCUAGUUCCUUUCAGAGGCUCUGAAGAUUGUCCCCGUCAUCUCAAAUUGAUGGGGGAUUUGGGACAGAUUGUACCCAUGAAAUACAAUCCAAGGGAUGAAAGUUCAGUAAAAGCAGUGAUGGCCAAGGCCAACGUUGUUAUCAAUCUGAUUGGAAGGGAUUAUGAGACAAGAAACUACAGCUUUGAAGAGGUGCACUAUCACAUGGCUGAGAACCUUGCUAAGAUUUCCAGAGAGCAUGGUGGUAUCUUGAGAUUUAUCCAAGUUUCUAGUUUAGGCGCAUCUCCAUCAUCUCCAUCCAGGAUGCUUAGAGCCAAAGCCGCUGCUGAGGAAGUGGUUUUAAGGGAAUUACCUGAGGCCACAAUCUUGAAACCGGCUGUUAUGAUUGGUACAGAGGAUCGGAUUUUGAACCCAUGGGCUCAUUUUGCGAAAAAGUAUGGCUUUAUUCCAUUGUUUGGAAAUGGGAGCACAAAGAUCCAGCCUGUUUAUGUGGUUGAUGUUGCUGCUGCACUUACUACAGUCUUGAAGGAUGACGGCACUAGCAUGGGAAAGACUUAUGAAUUGGGUGGUCCAGAAAUCUUUACUGUGCAUGACUUGGCAGAGCUUAUGUUUGAAACAAUCCGAGAAUGGCCUCGUUACGUGAAGGUGCCUUUCCCCAUUGCAAAGGCAUUGGCAACACCAAGAGAAAUAUUACUAAACAAGGUCCCCUUUCCGCUACCUACUCCUGAGAUAUUAAAUCUAGAUAAGAUCCAGGCUUUAACUACAGAUACCGUUGUUUCAGAAAAUGCUUUGACUUUCAAUGAUCUUGGAAUUGUUCCUCAUAAGCUUAAGGGAUACCCCGUUGAGUUUCUUAUCUCAUAUAGGAAAGGAGGCCCACAAUUUGGUUCUACCAUCAGUGAAAGAGUCACUCCAGAUGCUUGGCCAUAAGUUUCUUUCGAUAUUUUGAUCCUGAAUCAUUUUUCUGUCUUGCUUGUACUUCCUCCAUUUCAUUUCACUAUUUAAAGAAGGUCUGAAAGGCUUUUGUAUCUUCCUUUCCUAAUCUGUAGAAUACGUGAUCAUGUUUGACUAUGAUAAUAAAAUCCAGAUACAUGUUGAGUCCCGAACUUAAA
This is a messenger RNA of Vigna unguiculata (cowpea), 1481 nucleotides long. Its product is annotated as NAD(P)-binding Rossmann-fold superfamily protein. Gene Ontology annotation, molecular function: protein-containing complex binding. NCBI's taxonomy places the organism in Eukaryota, Viridiplantae, Streptophyta, Magnoliopsida, Fabales, Fabaceae. The record is from RefSeq and is a predicted model, not a curated record. Gene Ontology annotation, cellular component: mitochondrion.